GCAAUAUUUCCAGCUGUCCAAAACUUCACAGGAGCCACUUUUAUGUGCCUUUGCCAACGCCAUCUGUCGCAAAGCCUGCGCCGAAAUCCAGGGGCUCGGCCCUUAUCCCUGGCAUCAACCUCUGCUGUAAUAUAUACCGUAUAGCUAUCACGCGUCUACAGAGGCAGCUUCGCUUGUGACACAGAACUCAAUCCCCCACUUUCCUGACCUCGCACCGUUUUACAGUAAGAGCCCCGUCAUACUCACAUAAGCGAUGCAUUAUAGACUCCAACUAUGUAGCCUCUGCGCACUGACAUCUCGGUCGGUUUCUGGCGCAUGAAGCCCGUUGAGCAUCAAAUGUUUCUGCUUUGGGAGCACAGAUGAACGGUUAUAUAACUAUCCCAUCAGCGCCAGAAGCGCAGCCAUCUGGGGCGCACAGGGGCAGGUCCUAGCCACAACAACGAAAUGGACGACCGCCUGCCGGCAUCGGCGGGCGUCGACGUGGGGACCGUCCUGCGUAAUCUGCAGCUCCGGCGCGUCUCCUGCUCCAAUGCGGCGCCCGGGACAACGCAAGGCAGCGGGCUAUCUUCCGCUGGCGCCAGCGGCGACCUGCUGCAGCUGAUUGCCCCGGGCAUCUCCACGCCGACCACCCCCAGUAGCCCUGCCGCACUAGCCCUGCGCCGGUUGACGCUUACCAAUGUGGCACAGGCGUCACAGGGAACCACGUCGCCGCGAGGGGGGCCACCGGGUACCAGCACGGCCCCGGGGGGCGCCAGUCGCGUGGGCGCCUCCGCCUCUGUCGCCGCCUCCGCCUCCGGCGGCACGCCUGUGCCAAACAGCCCGCGCAGCCCCCGCGGCGUUGGGGGCGCCUACACGCCCAUCCUUGCUGGGUCCGGAUUCAUCAGCCCCGCGGCCGCCGCCGCCACAGCAGCGGCCGCGGCUGCGGCCGCCGCCGGCGCGCCUGUGGCCGCUGUCUCGCCAGCUGUGCCGGCUGCUGCCGCCGUCUCUCCAGUUAGGCCGGCCCUGGCGACGGCGGCGGGGACUGGGGCUUCGGCGGGGGCAAGCUCAGGGGCCGGGACGAUGGGAUCGGGGGCGGGCAUGGGGCCGCUCGCAGCCCCUGGGUUUGCUAUGCGCAUGACUCAGUCGGCCGUCAUGUCACCGCGCGCUGGUACUGCGGGAGGCAGCGGUGCUGCUGCUGCUGCGGCGGCGGCGGCGGCGGGUGGCGGCGGCGCUGCCGGGCCGGAGGCGAGCGGCGGCUCGUCCGCCGCUGCUGCUACUGCCGCUGCGGUGCUGGUGGCGCGGCGGAGCCUGGGCGGCAGCUUUGCAGUUGGUCUGGAUCUGCUGGGAGGGGCGACAGCAGCAGGGGCUGGCGCUGGGGGCUUCGGUGCCGGUACCGGUGCGUGCGGUGCCGGUGGCACCAGCGGCGCCAGUAGCGGCGUGACUGCCAGUACCAGAAGCGGUAUCGGCAGCGGUAUUGGCAGCGGUAUCGGCAGCUGCAGCGGCAGCGGCCUCACAGGCAAUGGUGUGGAGCUUGCCGGGGUUGGAGCCGGUGGCGCAGGGCUGGCGUGGGGCGCCGCUGCAAGCGGAGGUGGGGAGCGCAUAUCGCCUGCAAGGCGGGCUGCCGUCGGGGGCAACGCCGGCGGCAGCGGUGCCAGUGGCGGUGGCGUCGCGGCGACGGCCUUUGCGAUGGCAGCGGCGGCGGUCACCGCUGCCGCGGCGGCCGCCGGCCUGCCGAUGACACACUCCGGGACGCUGGCGGGUCCCGUGCAUGCCGCUGCUGCCGCCCCUGUCGCCGCCGCCGCCUUGCCGUCCCGUAGCAGGUCCUCAGUGUUGGCGUCUUCAGUUGCAGCGCUGGCGAGUGGGUCGGCUGUCUUCACGGGUGCUGGGGCCUCCUCUGGGGCCGGCGGCAGGGCCGGCGGCAGCAGCAACGGCAGUGGGACGCCGAGUCGGGGCUCAACGGCGGCGGCAGCGGCAGUGGCGACAGCUGCAGGGCAGGCGCAGGGCCAGAGCCAGAGCUACAGCCAGAUACAAGGACGCGGACUCGGGGAGGGCCCGGCGCGCGGUGCUGCAGUGGGAGUGGGAGCGGGUGACGUGGAGUCGCGCUUCCGCGGCACGGGCUCCCGCAGGCGCUCUCUGGAACUGCAAAUCUCCCGACUGCGCCGCAGCUCCAUCGACGACGGCUGCGGCGGCGGUGCCGGCGGCAUGGGCGCCUUUGCCGCGGCGGCGGGAGCCCUGGACGAUGACGGCCCCUCCUCCGGCUGCCCCUCCUCCUUGGCCUCACCCACCGGCUCCUUCGUAGGCCUGCCACUUGGACGGCCCCUGCCUCCAUGGGGGUCGCACGGCCACGGCCACCAGGGGCACCAGGGGCAGGGUGCAGCUGCGGCGGUGGCAGCAGCAGCCCAAGAGGAUGAGGGUGACGGCGUUGAUGCGCUCGUGGAUGAGGACGGGGUGCGUGUGGGGCCGCCGACGAGCGCGCGCAGUAGCAGCAAGGGCCUGGGCAGCUGGCGGACGCUGCCGGCGGCGGCCACCCCACCAAUGUCCUGGUCCCAGCAGCAGCAGUCUCAGCCUCAGUCCUACCAGCCUCAGUCUCAGUCCCAGCAGCAGCCGCAGCACACGGUGUCAGGAUUGCUGGCGCAGCGUGCGCAGCUGCUGGAGGAGCUGCAGGCCGCACACCGGCGGGAGCUGUCGCUGGCUGAGCAGCUGGGAAGGGCGCGGGCGGAUGCGCUGGAGGCACAGCAGCAGAACCAGAACCAACACCAACACCAGCAGCAGAACCUGUAUCAGCAUCAACAAGGCAGCAACCCGUUCCAGCACAGCAGCCAGCCUGCUGACACCGCCGCGGCGGCGGUGGCCGCGGCGGGGCGGCGUGCGGACGAGCUGGCAGCGACUGUGGAGAGCUUGCGGGCAGAGCUGGCAUCCGCCAAGGCUCGUGCGGCGGAGGAGGUGCGGCGCUGGCGCGGCCGGGCGGUGGCGGCGGAGGAGCAGCUCGCCACCGCCCUGGCGCAGUUGGGUUGCCUGCGCGCGGCGGCCGUGGGGCCUGCAGGGGGUGCGACUGUUGGAGGUGGCGGCGGGAGUGGGGGCGCUGGAGGCAAUGGCCUCAAGUCAGCCGCAGCAGCAGGGGAUGAUUGGGUGCAGCAGCAGCACGGGCGGCAGAGCGGCGCGCACAGCCCUCCGCUGCUGGUGUCGCGGUCAGGAUCGCUCGGGGGUACCGGAGCCAGCGCCGGCGCAGGCGCAGGCGAGGCAGGCCGCGGCGGGGCCGGUGCCGGCGACGGGGCAGGUGGCGGUGCGAACGGCGAGACCGCGACGUGGUGGGGUGCGGCGGCUUCAGCAGCGGCGUUGGACGCGGCAGCGCCUCUUGCUGCUGGUGGUGCGUCGGCGCGGGCAGAGGUGGUGGUGGUUUCGGCUGUGUCGCCGUGUGGCAGCCCUCGUGCCAGUGGGGGUCGGCUCGUGGAGGCCGGAGAGGUGCGGGCCGGCGCUGCUGUUGCUGUCAGCGGCGGCCCAGCACACCCCGCAUCCUCAAUGCGCCGGAGCUUCAGCGAUCUGGCCCCACCCCCACGCCAUCACCACCACCCUUCCGAGCACCCGGACGGCGCCGGCUCCCUUGUCGCUGCCAACGCAACCGCGGCUGCGGCCGCCGCCGCCACGGGCGGCCCCUACGCCCACGGCUCUGCUUCUCGCACCUCAUACUCGCACCUGCGCUCACCCCAGCUCGCGGAGAGCUCGUCAUCACCGCCGGACUUUUCGCCGUCGCAGGCACAGACGCAGCGAGGCACCGCAGGCUACAAAUCAUCCACGGUGUACGGCACGGCGACACACGGCACGCCGCCGUACAGCCCCCGGCUGGCUCCUGACAGCCCCGCCUGGCCCCCGCGCGGCCUAAGCACCGGCUCAGGCAUGGAGCCGCAUGCGGCUGCCACUGCUUCUGCCUCAGCUACUGCCGCUACUGCCGCUGCUGCUGCUGUUGUGUACGCGCGGAGCAGCCUAUACGCGCCAUCUGCAUCGGCUGCUCCAGGCGCUCCCGCGUUAGCUGGCGGCUCCGCUGCUGCUGCUGCUGCUGCUGCUGCGGCGGCGGCGGCGGCGGCGGUGGCGGCGGAUGCCGCCGCUUCUGCGGCAGCCGCCUUCAGCGAUGACACGGGCGCCGCACCCGCCUGGUCACGUCGCGCUACCCAGAGCUACGCGACGCAACGCGCCCCGUCCGCCGCCGGGGCCGCAGCAGCUGCUACUGCCGUCAGGGCGCCAGCAGCCGCGGCUUAUGCAGAAGCACCGGGCGCUGCUACUGCCGAUCUCCAUGGCGGCGGUGGGGUCAACGGCCGGAGAGAGGCCGAAGGCGGUGCCGCCGCCGCUGCCUGGGCGCCAGGGUUGGUGGAGACCUCUGCUGCGUCGUGGACGGCGGGGUCUCGUGCCGGUUCAUCAGCGGGCGGCUCGGCCGGUGGCGCCGCUGGCGGUGGCAGCAGCUUGAGGCUGGGGGUUGGCGACCUGGCCUCGGCCGGCAAUGACGGCUGGAGCAUCGGCGAGGCCGAGGGCGGGGGCGGGCGUGGGGUCAAGGCUGGCGGGCAGGCUGGCACAGGGCAGGUGGUGGGCGAGGGGGUACCCGGCGGCGGCAGUGCCAGCGUGACCAGUGUGGCUGCAGAGGUGGAGCGGCUCAAACAGGCGGGCAACCGUGCCUACACCAGUCAGCAGUUCCCACUCGCGCGCCACUGCUACAGCUGCGCCCUUGACCUGAUGCUGCAGCAGCCGCAGCAGCAGCAGCAACCCGGCAGUAGCAGCACCACCACCGGCACCACCACCACCGUCAGUGGCAGUAGCCGCGGCAGUAGCAACGGGAGCAGCACCACCAGCGGCAGGGCUGUAGCAGUGCUGUACUGCAACCGGGCUGCGGCGCUGCUGGCGGUGGGCCAGUACGCGGACGCCCUGGCGGACUGCUGCGCGGCGGCGGCGCACGACGGCGCCUACGCCCGGCCUUGGAAGAGGCGCGCGGACGCGCUGGCGGCGGUGAAUGCAUUCAGCGCCGCCGCCGCCGCCCUGGAGCGCUGCGUCGUCCUGGCGGAGACGGCGGCAGUAGCAACAGCAACUACAGCCGCCGAGAGUGGCAGUAGCAGUGGCGGGAGCGCAGGCGCUGGCGCCGGUGCAGGGGGGGACGUGGCGGCGGCGGAGCUUCCGGAGCUGCGGCGGCGGCUGCAACAGUACCAGGCUCUGGCGCGGGCCGCUGGCGCGGCGCCCGGUGUUGGCAGUGGCUCCGCCUCCGCCACUGCACUGCUGCUGGCGGCCGUCAGCGGCGCCGCCUCCUCCACGCCUCCGCCUCCGCCUCCACCGCUAGUGGAUCAUUAUGCGGUGCUAGGGCUGCAGCCUCAGGCCUCAGCCGCCGAUGUUCGCACUGCCUAUCGUCGGCUCGCGCUGCGGUACCACCCAGACAAGGCGGCGGCGGCCGCCGCCACGGUGACGGUGGCUACUGCCGGCGAUACAGCUGCAGCCGUUUCAUCUUCAGCAUCAGUGUCAGUGUCCGCGCCGGCGGCGCCGCCUCCGCCAGGAGGCGGGGUGGUGGCGGCGGCAGCGGCGGCGGAAGCGGCUGUGGUGGUGUUUCCCCUGGUGGCGGAGGCGCAUGCGGUACUGUCGAAUGCGGUCAGCCGCCGGGCCUAUGACCUGAGGCGGGCGCGGGCCGCGCUGGGCAGCAGCCGCAACCGGCAGGCGUAAGGGUUUUACUCGCCGGUGUGCCGGAAUACAUCUGUCCUGGAGUGCAGAUGGUGUGGGCGUGCGACUCGGAUGUGAUGUGCGGUAACUACGCAACCUCGUGGCCCCAGGAAUGCCAAACGAAGCUCAAUGCAAGCGGAGUCGUUUUCUUAUUCGAAUUACUCCGUGAGUGUAGUGUAUGCCAAGUGACAUUCCGUGAUUCCGACAACUCAGCAUCCAUUCUACCAGUCCCCCAUCGCACUUCGCCGCCAUGUCAGUAUGUCACCCCAACGCUGUCCUGACACACCCUCGCACCCCAUAGCCAACACCGCGCAUGUCAUUUCAUUGACACACGUGGCGGGUUGCUGGGAGCAGAUUGAGCCCGGGGCUGCGCAGGCCACGACGGGCUGAUACAAAAGUCUGCUCCCACCGAGGAUUGAACUCGGGACCUUUCCCUGCCACGUGUACCGUGUACGAAGGGAACGCUCUACCACUAAGCUAUAGAAGC
Molecule: messenger RNA, 6154 nt
Organism: Chlamydomonas reinhardtii
Lineage: Eukaryota; Viridiplantae; Chlorophyta; Chlorophyceae; Chlamydomonadales; Chlamydomonadaceae
Exons: 9
Coding region: 445-5670 (1741 amino acids)
Molecular function (GO): protein binding
Source: RefSeq, a predicted model, not a curated record